UUCACGAAGCUGAUGGUGAUGAGGCAGCUUCACUUCACACUGGCUAGAAAAUAGUUUGUUUUUGUGCAAUUUAAAGUACUCAAUAAUGUGAAAACAUGCAAGUAGAAGGAUUAUAUGAUGUUGUUGAUGUUUCUGAAUCUAAAGUUAAGCGUAGGAAAGUAGUUAAAUAUAUUUACUCAAGCUGUGUACAGUCUGAACUGUUAACACUGACAGACACAUUUUUUAAAUGUUUUACUUGUCUACAUACAUUUUUACAUAUGCAUUUUACUUUGCAUGCAAGUUAAAUAAGUGUAUAUUAUUAGAUAUGUAGCAUUAUAUAAUAUAGUUAAAGAUAAUUUAAUUAAGUAUGCAAAUAGAAUUAUUUCCAACUUCACCACAUGCAACACCAGUGAUGUUCACACAGUAACACAUCUGUAACGUGCGGUACAUCUUCCUGAUUUUUACCACUGCACUUUCAUUACAGUUUCUAACUUGUACCCACGUACUUCAUCUGCGUUAUUGAUACUUCCACUUACAGUGUAGCUUUGAGAUGUGCUUUUGGCCAUCAGUGUUUUCGACACUAUGAGCUCCCCUGCGUUCUGCCAGUUUGUGGGAAAAUCUGGUCAGCGGGGAAGCAAAGUAUGAGUUAUUGGUUCUUAUGAAUGUUGGUGGUUUGGCUCACGUUGUGAAACUAGAUGGCUUCCAGUGCUCUGUGCAACUAUGUGCUUUACAUUCUUAUCCAUCCUCAGUCCCUUCAGGGAGAGUUUUGGUUAGUUCUUUAUUUAUAAUGCUGCAUGUCGGCAAACCUGAACAUCCUGGGCCCUAAGGAGCUAUAGAGAUAAGAAUAAAAAGGACUUUGUCUGAAACCCUGGAGAGGCGUUAGGUUCAUUGUUCUGCACCAGCGGUUGGAUCAUUUAUUGGCAAUCAUUCAUAUUCCCGCCCAUUUGGGAGGCGCUUUCCAUGGCAUCAACCUAUUGCGUUUUUUUGCUGAGAUUUGUCUUCCAGGAGACGGAUCAUGGAAGCCGAAGAAGCGUGGGACAAAGAGCUGAGUUCACACAAACUGCUAGAUAAAAAGGUGCCCUGCAAGCAGAAUGGCAGGAUCGGUAAAGCCAGAGCCCUUCACAGCCUGCUGAAAACCCACAUCACCCUGCAGAUUGAGACCAUCACCCGCUCAGAAUGUUCAGGCUCUUGUCCAAAUCUGAUGAUGAGUAGGAGCGAGCAUGCAGACACGAGGCCCGUCCCCGUGGCCCUCACCCCCCAGCUCCCUCCAAGAGCCCACCGGCCCCUCUGCGUGUCCGUGUCCUCAGACAGCAGCGGACGCUUCAAAGCUCUGGAGACGCAGGAGUGGAAAAACAACCUCAAAGCUCAAAUGGAGCAGGCUCACAGUGCAGGAGCUGCCAGCAGCACCGGUUCACUGGAGCGAGCCUCUCUGUUCUGUGCCUCAGCAUCCACUGCAGCGUCCUCAGGCUUGUCCAGCCCAGUGGAGAUCCUCAACAAGAGCAAGUCCUCCAGCCGCUUCUCUCUCUUUUCUCCACCCUGGAACAGCAGCUCUGAGUCGGAUUCCAAUCCUCCAUCUCGUUCAGGCUCCAAGAAGUUGCGGAACUAUAGCAGAAGAGCUGCCACGGGGCCGGCAGGAGCCAGGGGUCCUGAUGUACCGGAGCCCAAAUCCAGCGGACCCGAUCACUUCCAGUACUCUGAACCUGUCAUCUCCAAAGUGAUGGACUACAUAUAUGUUGGAAACCUGAAUGCAGCCUACAAUGGGCGCACUCUGUGCCGCAAUAACAUAGACAGCAUCAUUGACAUGAGCAGCGUGCCAGGAGAACUGAGCCCCAGCCUCAGCCUCAUACCCUGCACCUGCUCCCGCGGCGCUCGCCACAGCUGGUCCCGCCUCAAGGUAGACAUUGGAGAUGUGCCAAAUGCUCUGGGUGACGGCCCAGGACUGAAGCAACGCUGCUUUGAGGACAUCAACGAGUGCAUCAAUGCCUCCACUGAGAAAAGGAAGCGGGUCCUGGUCCACUGUCGGGACGGUUUCUCUUUGGCGCCAACAUGUAUCAUCCAGUAUUUGAUGGUGAAGCGGAACAUGAGGCUGAUUGCAGCCUAUGAGCUGCUGAGAGCCAAGUACCCAGUCAACAUCAGGGAGUGCCACCAAAACGUGCUGGUGAGCCUGGAGAGGGCGCUGCGGCCAGAAGGCAACAUUGACCCAGAGUGCUUCAAACAGGCCCUCUCGCGCAAAGUGGCAUGGACCUGACCCGGUUCCCCCAACAUGCUCAGCUGCACCUCAAGGCUCUUUAUCCCUGGACCCUCACUAUAUGACAUUUUCCCCCAGAGACAAACCAAGGGCAGCUGUUCAUUCUCCUGUAGACUGGUCAAGUGGAUAUUAUUGUCCCUACUUGAGUUCAGUGGUUGUAAAACUGUUGAAUUUGAUGUGUUUCUUCUUGAACCCUGUAAAUGUGACCUGGCUGUGGUGCCCCCUCCCAUCCCAUUCAACAGGAGACACAAUAGACUUCCCUGUAAUGUAUACAGAUGUAAUGGUGUUGGCUGUAUGAUUUAAUAUAGUCCUGCUUCAGUUCUGUGCCAUGCCGUCGUGGUGGUGUUCUAUAUCAGGGGAAUUUCUUAAUGAGAGCUCUCAGGAUAUUAUUGAUGUCAUUCAAGUUCAGCAUUGGAGAUGAUCGUGUGGUCCAACUCACACCAGGCAAUGAAAUGCAUCUCAGUGAACUGUGUGUAAUGUAGAAGUGGGUCCGUUCUGAAACAUCCUUGGCUCUGUGUCUCAAGAGACGCAACGGUGCAAGCAGCUGCCAGUCUGCUGGGGACGUCCUGCUCCUUAAGUCUGCCUUAUGUCUCCAGACUUGAAAUAUGCAGAAAAUGUUGACACUGCUUGAGCUGCUUCUUCAUGGUGUAGCAUUUAGGGACAGCACAGAGCAUAGGUCAGUUUGUUGAGACAUAGAAUGUGGCUUAUUUAACUUUAAAACUCUGCGACCCCUGAAUCCCCAAAAGCGCAACCGUGAUUCAAAAGGGUUGAUGCGUCCGUAGGAGCCUAAUGUGUAAAACAAGAUUUUUAAAGUUUCUCUGCAGCUUCAUAGUUAUGCUUUCUUAAAAUCACUUUUCUCCCAAUAUUUAGCUUUUAUUAUUUAUCGCAUUCUGCAAUCUGUUUGACAACAUCUGCACAGAUUUAUUAAUAAAGGGAAUAGCUGGCCGUUUAUUACUUUUUUUCUUUCUUCCGCCUUGAAAUCUGUUUCACUGUCAGAGCGGUUCCUUGGUUUCAGUCAGUAGAAGUCAGAUGGGGGGAAACGAAGGUGCAGUUCUGCUGCUGAAGGACGAACAUGUGAUUUGGCACCAUUGGAUCGAUCACCACUAACAGUAUUAUGUUACCGAUUAAUCUGCUUAUGUGGCAGGAAUGAACUUUGCACAUGGACACGUGAUUUAACUUUGACCUGCUUCUGUUGUUUGUGACCAAUUGAAGCAAUUUUUGUCUUUUCUGAGGUCAUACUUUAAUGGAAGCUGAAAUGCCCAUCCUCUCCUCUGUGAGGAAGACUGUAGCCUCUAUUCAGCCACAGUUUGCUUUGUUAAUCUCUCCAGUGGUGCUCAGACUGUGUCUUUGUGACGCUGAACUUCAGUGUAUGCAGUAAACUUGGAACAAGAUGUGAAUCUGUAGAUUAUAAGUAUUAGUUUAUCCAGUUAAGCCACUGAAGUGUGACUGAAAGUUUCCACUGCCUGAGGUGUGUUUGCACUAUUUAUAGGGUUGUCCAAAAUGCUCAGUGCUGUUUUUUUGUUUUUAAUUUAAUUUGAUUUAUUGUAUUUUUAGGACCAUGGCUGAUCCUUUCAGUUAGAAGUGUGGCCGUCACCAUAUUCAGGGGUAAAGGUUUACAUGAUGUUUAAGGCCGCUGCUAAUCCACGUUCAUGGCCCAGUUCAUGAUCCACUAAAUUAACUGGAGGUGGUUGAAAACUGAUUUUCAAAUUGUGUAAAACCUUCCAGUUCAAAGUUUAAUUUGUGAUUGUUGGAUUUGCAUUUUUCUAGGCCUUUUAUCUUGAGAUACAAAAAUGUCAAACACCUCAUGACAAGGCCACGUGAGGUCUUUACCCAGAAUUCUUUGCAUUGCUUUAAUAAUAACUAAGAUGCCACUAAUAACUAGGUAACUCAUAUUAGUGUAUCGGAGCGCAGCAGUACUGUGGAGAUGCAGGCAGUCGUAGGAGCCAGGGUUUAUUAACAGCACGGUUGAGUCGUGACGCGAGCGGCGCGGCAGGUUUGGAGCGGAGCGCACGGUGCCUUCGCUUGGAGUCGGCCCGUGAGCGUAUGGUGAUAUUUGCACUUGGUAUCACUUUAACUUCUCUGGAGAUGUUGUGAACUGUUAAAUAUCUUUGAUGUUUUUAUUUUAGUAAUAUUUGUGACACGUGAUCCGAGCUGUAAUAUAUUUAUUUGCUUUAGUCACUCGUGCGCCGUGCAGGUGUUUUACUCAUGCAAGCAGUGAUGACCCUAAAGAACGAGACCAGUUCCUCAGCUGUUUGAUGCCCGUGUACUAGACAAAGUAACUGCAUAUUUUAUUUUCCAAAAUCAUCAAAUCCGACUGAAACAGUUUUCUAACUUGUUCUCUCAGGUGAUUUCUCAGUGGCUAAGAAUGUUCUCAAUGAAUAUGAUGUUCAGAAAUGUGAAACAAUGUAUUUCUCAUGUCAUGUUUCUAAAGUCAAAUAUAAUUUGUACUGUUGAAAUAUUAAAGAAAAUAAACAUUAA
Messenger RNA from Betta splendens (Siamese fighting fish), 4705 nucleotides. RefSeq lists its product as uncharacterized. Gene Ontology annotation, cellular component: cytoplasm. The transcript is spliced from 5 exons. Gene Ontology annotation, molecular function: protein tyrosine/threonine phosphatase activity; MAP kinase tyrosine/serine/threonine phosphatase activity. Gene Ontology annotation, biological process: negative regulation of MAPK cascade; protein dephosphorylation. Bases 995 to 2227 code for a protein of 410 amino acids. NCBI's taxonomy places the organism in Eukaryota, Metazoa, Chordata, Actinopteri, Anabantiformes, Osphronemidae. The record is from RefSeq and is a predicted model, not a curated record.